Saitoella complicata NRRL Y-17804 is the source of this 1776-nucleotide messenger RNA. RefSeq lists its product as uncharacterized. The transcript is spliced from 2 exons. The record is from RefSeq and is a predicted model, not a curated record. Gene Ontology annotation, biological process: ubiquitin-dependent endocytosis. NCBI's taxonomy places the organism in Eukaryota, Fungi, Ascomycota, Saitoellomycetes, Saitoellales, Saitoellaceae. Bases 1 to 1776 code for a protein of 591 amino acids. Gene Ontology annotation, molecular function: ubiquitin protein ligase binding; protein-macromolecule adaptor activity. Gene Ontology annotation, cellular component: cytosol; plasma membrane; cytoplasm.
AUGCAGAGUCUUCUGAGAGCUCACAGUCAUAGUCAUAUCGCGUCGUUGUUUGACAUUCGUAUCGACUCAACCGAACGCGAUGUCAUUGUCUUCAGAGGUCCACCAGGCGAGAGCGCCGGCGUACUCCUCAAAGGAACCGUCGUCCUAUCUCUACUGGAAACAACCUCGAUCCGGUCUAUCACGCUGAAGUUCUAUGGACGUGCGAGGGUUAUGUGGAAUGAGACGUAUAUCACAUCCAGCCGUGCCCAGAGUACACGAGUACAGAAGCAGGAAAACACGGUGUAUGAGCAUGAGUGGUCUUUCUUGCCCUUUGGGAAGCACAGUCAUACGAUUGGAAAGGGAAAUUACGAGUAUCCGUUUGAGGUUGUCUUGCCCGGAGAUCUUCCCGAGUCGAUUGAGGGUAUGGAGGGCGGACACAUCAUCUACAAGAUGAAGGCAGUGGUGGAGAGAGGAGGGUUCACGGCGGCCAACUUGGUCAAGAAGAAGCACAUUCGCGUUAUCAGAACGUUGUCGCCUGCUGCAUUGGAGUUGUCGCAGACGAUGCUCGUGGAGAACACCUGGCCCAACAAGAUCGACUACUCUAUCAGUAUACCUUCAAAGGCGGUGGUAAUCGGUUCCGUCAUCCCUAUCAACAUCACUUUGGUACCCCUGAUUAAGGGUCUUAAUAUUGGGAAGAUUUCCGUUACUCUGAAGGAGUAUUAUACGUUGAACGCAGCGCACGGUCUUCACGGCCUGCCGGCCAGCAAGUCGGAUGUCAGGACAGUGCAGUCGAUGCGCAUUGACGAACUGCCGACCGGCCAAGAUCAAUGGGAAGUUAACGAGGCCAUGAUCCUUCCCAAAUCACUUUCUCAAUGUACGCAAGAUUGCGAUUCGGACUACAUCAAGGUCCGACACAAGCUCAAGUUCACAGUUUCUCUCAACAACCCCGACGGGCAUGUUUCGGAAUUGCGUGCAGCUUUGCCAGUAAUGCUAAUGAUUUCACCCCGCACCCAUGAGGACGGCACGAUUCCUGACGAAGCUUCCGGCAGUUACACUGACAGCAACGGAUUCACCCAUGACGAGAACGCACUGCCGAGCUACGACCUGCACAUGUACGACCGUCUGUGGGAUGGCAUCUCGUACACCGGUGUCAAUACGCCAAUGACGAGUGGUUUCGCUACGCCCGCAAACCGCAGUAGACGAAGCUCCAUAGACCUCAACGACGCCAGCGGGUCUGGCUUUGGUCCUGGAAAUUCGGCGUCGCAGCAGAUGCAGCUCAUGGCUGGUUUGACUGCCCUUGCUGAGCGACAAGCUCGUGGUAUCUCGCCCCGCCCAAUCAACGUGCAUGAUGCGCCAUCGCAUUACUCGGUCCCUGCGACACCAUUGCACCCGCCAGAGGGAAUGGAGGGUUCGCAGGGCCCGCAUGACCACUCGGCGCCGCCAGGAGACUACUUCUCCCCUCGUAUUGGAUCAUCGGCGGCGAUCUCUGACGGGGCACGGACUCCGGCAGUGGAUAUGCCUGAGCAGAGUUUGGAGGAUUUGAGCAAGGUCCCGUCCUACGAUUCUGCGCUCAGGGUGAACACCCUGACGUUGGAGCCUUCUACAGCGGAUUUGCCUACAUAUGAGGACAGCAGUCGACCACCAUCGAGAACCGGGUCCCAGGCGGAGAUCACUCCUGCGGUCACGCCACCGAGAGGAUUGCAGAGGCCCCCACCUACGCACACGAGAUCGCACAUUUCGAGGACGUCGAGUAGUUUGGCGUUGAGGAUGCUUCAUGGAAAGAGGAGAGAGCACUAA